Molecule: messenger RNA, 1385 nt
Organism: Mauremys mutica (yellowpond turtle)
Lineage: Eukaryota; Metazoa; Chordata; Testudines; Geoemydidae
Gene: MMACHC
Product: metabolism of cobalamin associated C
Exons: 4
Coding region: 133-882 (249 amino acids)
Biological process (GO): cobalamin metabolic process
Cellular component (GO): cytoplasm
Molecular function (GO): demethylase activity; cyanocobalamin reductase (cyanide-eliminating) (NADP+) activity; FAD binding
Source: RefSeq, a predicted model, not a curated record
UCGCGCGGGAGCAGGAGGAGCCGAGCGUUGCCCGUGGGCAGCCGCCGGGUGCGGGAAGGACUCGCUUUCCCAUGAUCCCCCGCGCGCAGCCAUGGCGGACGGGAGACUACAUCUCCCGUGAGCCCCCGCGCGAUGGGCAGCAUGGAGCCAAGUGUGGCUGCGCUGGAGAGGCGGGUCCGCGGCUGCCUGUGCGACUUCGGCUUCGAGGUUUCUCCCCUCAAGGUUGGGUGGUACAAUGCUGUUCUUCAGCCGUCCUUUCACCUCCGAUACUCCGAGGACACACUGGCAUUCAUUGUCCUCAGCAUCCCCUCAAUGUUUGACAGAGCCUUUAAACCCUUUGUGGACAAACAGCUGCUGAAAAAACUCAAUGACCCAGUGGAUCAGUGUGUUUCUUAUCAUCUGUCACUUGUGAAGAAGAGUCUCCCUGACCAGAGGGUGGACAUCAUUUAUGAUUAUGAGAUCCUGCCAAACCGGAAGCCCAAGUUUCUGGCCCAGACAGUUGCCCAUGUGGCUGGAGCAGCAUAUUACUACCAGAGGAAGGAUGUGAGGUGUGAUCCCUGGGGAGAAAAGAAGAUCUAUGGUGUUUGUAUCCAUCCCCGGUACGGAGGCUGGUUUGCUAUCCGAGGUCUCCUCAUAUUCCCAGAUGUUCAGGUGCCAUUCCUGGAGCAGGUUGCCCCUGUUGAUUGUGUGGCCUCGGAGGAGAAGCGAAUAGAGCUGCUGGAGAAAUUCAAUUUCCACUGGCGGGACUGGAGCUAUAGGGACAUCAUUGAAGUGAAGGAACGGUACUCGGAGGAGCAGAAAGCCUACUUUGCAGCUUCUCCAGCAGAGAGAUUCAAAUGGCUAGAGCUGCAAGGAGUUGUCCAGAGAAGCGCGUACUGCUGAGUAACACGGUUCUGAGUGUGGGGCAGGGAAUGAACAGAGUGCUGCUCACAGACGCCUGCAUCCUCCAUAGCCGUUACGAAGGGGUAUGUGACGGUUCAGCGGUGGCAGAUCCCACAUGAAUCAGUACUGGGUUUACAAUGGCACCACGGUGCCGGGGCCCCAGCUUGGCACAGCCUGCUCCACUUUUGCUGUGCCUGGAGCAGCUGGCUUCUCUCUACCCCACCCCCAGCUCCCCUCUCUCCACCGCUCACUCCUCUUGGCCCACUGAGGGGUCCUCUCUGCCCCCGUCACAGCAGGCGACUGUCUUGGGAAGUUCGAGGCUCCCUCUCCCCCCCACCCAUGCAAGGAAAUGCCUCCUCCACCACAAGCACCAUCAGUGCCAGGUGGGUAGGGCUGGGUGGGGCCUCGGGGGACAGGGGCCGCUCUGUGCUCCUGAGCUUCAGUGGUCCCGCCCCCUUGCACUGUGCUGGGAGGGGAGGAUCCCUGCUCUGCACUGGCUCAGC